Eimeria mitis is the source of this 2169-nucleotide messenger RNA. RefSeq lists its product as uncharacterized. The transcript has a single exon. Bases 1 to 2169 code for a protein of 722 amino acids. NCBI's taxonomy places the organism in Eukaryota, Apicomplexa, Conoidasida, Eucoccidiorida, Eimeriidae. The record is from RefSeq and is a predicted model, not a curated record.
AUGCUGCCUUUGAAAUCUGUUCCAGCUGUCAUAGGAUGGCUGUGGACAUGGAGGCUACGUAGCGAAGCUGUUGAGGCCGCUGACUUUGCUGGCCUGGAAACGGCCUCGUUGGGUUCGGCCUUCCUAUCCACAAGCCAGCUGGUUAAUGAGGGAUCUCUAGAUGCCGAUGAAGAAACCAGGGCCCUAUUAGGCGCUCCUGUGUUGACGGACAUCACAGACAUCCCGCCACUGCAGGCUGAGUUCGAGUUUCCGGGCCCACAGAGCACAAGCCUUGUCCUAGAACCAGGCGAUCUUCCCAGCGUUGAUGGAGUCCAGUUUAAAGAAACUCCUCCAGUGCCUGCUCCCCACAUCGGCAAAGAUAGACGACGUGGCCUCCGCCCACCCCUCAGCACCCUUAUCCUGUUUCUUGUUUGUUUGGGGCUUUUCACAACCCGCGCUUUCAAAGUGAGGGCGGGACGAAAAACCACAGCAGUCUUUUCCCUGCAGCAGCAACCCCAGAAGCCCCAGCAGCAACAGCGGGGCGGCGAGGCAGGCUCCAGAGAAAGACAACAACUGGAUGAACAGGAGAAGCUGCUGCCUCUGGCGACCCACCUGGCUGAAACCGUUGGUAUCGAUGAGUCUCUUGCUGUACUAUGCGACUUUAGAAGCAGUGUACAAAGAGCAAAACAGGUUCAACGAAGCCGCUUAGGGGAAUCUGCGGUCUCCUUGGAGUCACCUGAGAUUCCUAUGAAGCAAGCCCUGGACAAAGGGGUUUCUGCUCUGUCUCGUCUGUAUGAAGUGGCUCGGCAACGUGGUCUUUCUUUGGCUGAGAAGACCAGAAGAAUCAAUGGUUUCUCAGUCUUCUCACAAGAAGAGCUGCAAGCCGUGGGCGGGUAUUUGGGUUCCGCAUUCGCAGGCAUGUUGGAAUUUCAUUUGGAUAGUCUUCGUUCUUCUUUAGACGCUUUUGGCAGAGAGGUAGAGAUGAUGGAGAAUGAUCUGAAACGGCUGAGGAGGUUCGAAGGGACGCAGGACCGUCGCUUGCUGGCUGCUCUUGUUGCAGAUGUGGAGUUUAUCAGGGCAGCAAAUGAGGCCGUAGAGAAGCUAAAUCGAUUCGCUAUGGACUUGAAGUCCGCAGUGGCUACUGCACUGGUGUCGCACUUCCGGAGGGAGCAGACGUGCAUGCACCGGAAGUGUCGAGACCUGUUAGAGGAGCAACGAGUCCUGUGCAGGGUGGAGAGACGGCGGCAGCUGUCUAUGUCCGAUGGAGGCACCGCUGCCCUGGAGAAGCUCGACGCAUUGGAUGAGGAAUUAUGCAGAGCGGGGCAGAUUCUGGAAAUAUACCGUGACAAGAUCGAACAAAUCGAGAGGGGAGAUGAUAUCCUGUCCGCAAAUGCUCUGCGGCAGCAGGCAAACGCCGUGGGACAGGGCCUCAACGCCUUGCUGGAAGCGGUGGACAGCCGCCGAACUGAGAUUUCCGGAGUCGCAGGAGCACAGGAGGCCGCUGAGCACGAAGAGGUGCAGCGCGUCUUGCAUUCUCUGACAACAAGAGCCAGUCAAGAAGCCGCCACACUCGCCGAUGUAGUGAAAAGCAUGCAGCAUGAGGUGAAGAUGCGACAGACCGUCGCGCCUCCCUUUUUAUGGAUGCGACGGAACCACGGGCGCAAAGACACCGAGACAAAUUCCCUUAUUAAUCCUUCCGUGGAAGCGAUGUUGACGGACUGGCUCCAGCAAGUAGCAGACAACGCAGAGGUGGUAGCGAGCCAAGCUGCCAGUGCAGCGGCAGGGACCGGUGAGGCCAACAGUGGCUCAGGGGCAUCUGAGGCGCUGCUCGACGCAAACCGCGCUUGUAUGGUAGCAGAAGCCCUGAGACAGGAGGCAGAGCUGUUGGGGCUGCGUGCGCAGCUCAUAGCAUCCCUGGAAUUUGACAUGCAGGUUAGCGACAUUUUGGCUCAAAGAGCAGCAGCAGCUACAGGAGCAGCCACAGAGGAGGAGGAAGAGCAGCAACACUGGCGUGUCCUUGUGUCUCCCCAAGAAUCCCUGCAGGUCCGAGGUCUGCUCGAGCAAAUGAAAGAGGCGAAAGAGGAAGCGUUGACGGAGCGCGGCUUGAGGGCCCUGGCAGUGGCAGCAGCAACUAUGAAGGUGGCAUCUUUUGGGCUCAUAUCAAUUGUCCAUGGCCACGAAAAGCAAUGA